Caenorhabditis elegans is the source of this 1109-nucleotide messenger RNA. RefSeq names its product Nuclear hormone receptor family member nhr-174 (gene nhr-174). Gene Ontology annotation, cellular component: nucleus. Gene Ontology annotation, molecular function: sequence-specific DNA binding; zinc ion binding; DNA-binding transcription factor activity. Bases 1 to 960 code for a protein of 319 amino acids. Lineage: Eukaryota; Metazoa; Nematoda; Chromadorea; Rhabditida; Rhabditidae. The transcript is spliced from 7 exons. The record is from RefSeq and is marked reviewed. Gene Ontology annotation, biological process: regulation of DNA-templated transcription.
AUGACCAUCAUAUUAACUGAUCCAGUGUGUCCAGUUUGUGAAUUCCCUUCUAAUGUGGAACUCCACUUCGGUGGCCUAGUCUGCGGAGCAUGUGCUGCUUUCUUCCGGAGAACAGUUUCACUGAACAUCCGUUACUUAUGUGAAAAGAAAAAUCAAUGCAAGGGAAAGAGAAAGAAUUGCAGAGCUUGUAGAUUUGAUUAUUGUGUGAAAAUUGCUGGAAUGAAAAGAAACUUAGUAAGACAGAGAAAAAAUUCAACAAACACCCCAAUGUACAUAUUGAACAGAAGAAAAGAUUCCGGAAAUGAAGAAGUCGUCAGAGGUUUUGUGACAUCAACCCAAUCUAAAUGGGCACAACAUUCGAGAAAGUCAUCUAUGAGUCCUAACAAAGAAGCUGAAAAAGAUGUUAGCAAGAUAUUGAAAAUAAGUCAUGGGAGGCUUUUAAAGUAUUACAUAUAUCAAAUCACACAAGGUAAAUGGGUUAAUAUGAAUACAUUGAAUAUAAAAUCAGUAGAGGAAUUUUUGGAAAUCACUAGUAUUCACAAUAAACUAGCAGCUGAAAUAUGUAAAACUUGUCCUGGAGUCGAUCUACUUGAUAAUGAGGAUAUUUUGACUAUACGGAAAUAUUUUCAAUUUUCCAAUGUUUGGAUUGAAUCUGCAUGGAAUUAUUUGAUGUCAGCAGAUAAACAUGUUCAAAUUGAUGACUCGGAACUUGACUUAACACUGCUUAAAUUCAUUAACCAAGUAAAAUCAACGCUGCUUGUCUCACUUUCCCAGCUGAAAUUCAAUACUAUCGAGUUUGCAGCAUUCAAAUCAAUUUGCAUCUGGAAAUUGGUGUAUCAUGGGACAAGCCGAGCCAUGAAAAUUAUUGCACAAGAACAUUAUGAAGGUGUUGCAAAAGCUUUGAACGAUUAUUAUCAGACUUACACAUCUAUGAAGAAAUCACGCUACUUGCAAUUUUGAUUUUUGUGAGUUUGAUCAGACAAAAUAUCAUAGUUUUAUUUGAAUUAUUUCUAGCAAAUUUAUCAUGACAUGGCAAAACUUUAUGUGCAUUUGGGGCUUCCAUUCUAAAUUUUUUGAAACUUUUCUGAAUCUCAAUAAACAUUUGAAAU